Messenger RNA from Trematomus bernacchii (emerald rockcod), 5167 nucleotides. It is a transcript of the gene auts2a, whose product is annotated as activator of transcription and developmental regulator AUTS2 a. The record is from RefSeq and is a predicted model, not a curated record. Lineage: Eukaryota; Metazoa; Chordata; Actinopteri; Perciformes; Nototheniidae.
AUGUUUCCCAUGAAAGGCAUGGAUGGCCCUCGAUCUAGUGGCCUCCGCAAGAAGAGGAAGUCAAGGUCGGUGAGGGAUCAAGACAGGAGAUCAAAUGGGAUAAGGAACAACCAUGUUAAGGGCUCGGUCUUUCGCUUUUCCUCUGACUCAGAGAGGGAGGGCAACAGGAAGCCCUCCUCAUCCCGCCCUCGACCCCCACGGAGGAAGCGAAAGGACUCUACUUCUGCUCAAGAGGACAUCAUCGAUGGCUUCUCCAUCACAGGAUUCGUCACCUUGGAGGCUCUGGAGAAGAACUUGACACUGAGGCCCCAGGAGUGCAGAGAGAGCCCGGCAGUGCCCCUACGCAAGAAGAAGGCUGGGAGGGUCCUCAACGGCCUGAGCCUGGAGCCCUCCAAGAAGACUGUCCAUCAUCAACGGUCUUCAGACCAGGAGAACAACCCCCGCCUGGUACACACACAAGGCAAGAAGAAGAAGAAAAACCUGAACAAGAAACACAAAAGGCUGAAACCGGGGCAGAACAACUGUAAGGGCAGCGACAGCGAGAGUGUAAGCGGAAGGUCCAAGCCUUCCAUCAGGAGCAGCUCCAGAGACAGGCUGACAGAUUGUGACACCGAGAGUGACCAAGACGACAAGGUCUCCGAUGCCAACUCAGAGAAAUUCUUCAGCACAGCUGCAGUUAAAGUUCCAGAUUUUGGCAUCCAUGUGCUCUCCACCAAUGGCAGCCAGGAGCCCCAUGGGCCGGGCCCCCUCCAGGUGUCAGGCCUAGAGCGCAGUCAGGAGAGGAGCCAGGAGCCCUGCAGGGACCCCCACCCCCCUGCGUCCAGCAGCCCCCGUCAGCCUCUGCCCACACAAGCCCUCCCCCUCCUCCAGCCGUCCGCCCCCCAGCCCCUGUCCCCUCAUCGGACCCUCACUCAGAGCUCUGCCCAGGCUCCGGCCUUCACACACCUGGCCCCCCGCUCCGAGGCGCUCCCCAGGCCUCAGACGCCCGCAGCCCUGCCUCUCGCACAGGGACAAGAGCCCUCGCCGCCCCCCCCUCCCCGGCCCCAGCACCAGCCUGAACUGCUGUCACACCCUCGGCCUCCCCCGACCCCCAGCCUUCACCCACACCCCCCAUCGCCAGCCCUCCCCAACCAUCAUCAACAGCACCCCAGUCAGGCCGGGCCCCACCGGCCCCCGUCACGCAGCCACCCUCGACCCCUUUCUGCCUACAACGGCCUCAACCUCAACGGGCACAGCAGCAGCAGGAGCAGCACCCCAGGCACCAAGCCCCAAGGGCCCCCAGCUCCCUCUGUGCACCUCCCCCACCACCCGCCUCCUCCUCCUCCUGCAGCAGCAGCAGCAGCCUCCCCCUUCCCACUGCCCUUGGCGGCGAACCAGAGCACCCCCCACAGCUUCCCCCCUGCCUUGCAGUCCUCGCCUCACCCACAUCACCCCAAUAUGUUCGCUCCUCCAGCAGCCUUGCCUCCACCACCACCUCUUACGUCAAGCACCUUGCCAGGCCCCGGACAUCCUGCUGCUGGGCCUGCCUACUCAGAGCAAGAACUUCUGCGUCAGGAGCUCAACACCCGUUUCCUGGCCUCUCAGAACUCGGACCGCGGCGCCUCGCUGGGCCCCCCCCCCUACCUGCGCACAGAGUUCCACCAGCACCAGCACCAGCACCAACACACCCACCAACACACGCACCAGCACACCUUCACGCCCUUCCCUCACGCCAUCAUGCCCACCCCGGCACCACCCAUGGUGCGUACCCCUGCCAGAAAUUUUGAAAAGUUCCCAACAAAAGUUGACCCCUUCUACAGACACAGUCUCUUCCAUGCCUACCCACCGGCCAUGUCUGGCCUUCCGCCCGUCCUCCCCCCGAACGGGCCCUUCGGCUCGCUACAAGGCGCCUUUCAGCCCAAGACCUCCAAUCCACUCGAUGUGUCAAGACCUGGAGGCGUCCCACACACAUUCUUACAGAAGGACCCCAGGCUAACGGAUCCAUUCCGGCCCGUUCUCAGGAAACCAGGGAAAUGGUGCGCCAUGCACGUCCACAUCGCCUGGCAGAUAUACCACCACCAACAGAAAUUAAAGCAGCAGGCGCAGGUCGACCCUCACAAGCUAGACUUCGGCCUGAAGCCUGAGUUCCUGAGUCGGCCUCCGGGCCCCAGCCUCUUCGGCCCCAUCCAUCACCCCUCAGAUUUGGCACGGCCUGCAACACUGUUCUCCGCUGCAGGUCCCACACACCCGUCAGCAGGUCCUUUCGGGCAUCCGGCCCACCAUCCUGGAAACUUCCUGGCCCCAGCAUCUCACUUAGAACAUUUCAAUCGGCCCACAAACUUUGGAGGACUAGGGACCCUCAGUUCAUCGGCCUUCGGGGGACUGGGCAAUCCAGCACUAAAAAACCUAACCGCUGCCAACGCCAUGUUCGGACUUAAAGAGGGCCCCAACGCACAGCAGCACUUCAACGGUGGCCAUCAGGAGCCGUGGAACCGCCUGCACCGCACCCCGCCCUCCUUCCCCACACCCCCCCCCUGGCUGAAGCCUGGAGACCCCGAGAGGAGCGCCUCGGCCAGCUCGCUUGAGAGGGACCGAGACUCUGACAAACGGGACUCGCUGGGCAGUAAAGACGACAAAGACAGGGACUCUUUGGAAAAGCGCCAUACGAGCCAUCCGUCCCCGGGGCCAGUCAACCCCAUCAGCCUUCUGGGCCACAGCCGGCCCCCUGAGCAACACAGGAACCACCUGCCCCCCCCUGCUGGGGAGAUCCAGAGGGACAAGGAGACCAAGGCCAAAGACAGAGAGAGGGAGCACUCAGACUCCUGGAAAGACAAUGGCACAGAUGAGCAUAAGCUCAAAGACAACCAGCACAGCGACAAGGACACACCUGUCAUCCACGACGGCCGGGUGUCGGAGGACAAAGUGUCCAACAGGGGGACGCCAUCGCCCUACGUCCGGCAGACCAGCCUAGAGCGUCCCAACGGCGGGCUGAGCCGGGACGUCCUGGAGAAGAAGGGGGAGCUGCCGUACGAGCACCAGAAGAGGAGCAGUGAGCUGAAGGUGAAGGAGGAGCGGAAGGAGGAGCGGAAGGAGGAGCGGAAGGAGGAGCAGGAUGCAGCGGCAGAGAGGGCCAAUGAGCAUCUAACACAGGCCCCGCCCACACCAAACCUCCACCCUCCCUCGUCAAUGCCUAUGCCCAUGAGCAUGGCUAGCGUUCACUCCAUGAACAGCAUCAGUGGUCUCGAGAGGACUCGAAUGGUGGCGCCCUUCAUGGGUAUCAGCCCCAUCCCAGGGGCCGACAGGUUCCCUUACCCUGCCUUCCACUGGGACCCAAUGAGAGACCCCUACAGGGGCCUGGACAUUCACAGGCGGGACCCUUUGACCAGGGAUCUGUUGCUAAGGAACGACCCUCUGCACCGGCUUACAGCGCCUCGACUUUACGAGGCGGAGCGCUCGUACCGGGACCGAGAGCCUCAUGACUUUAACCGUGAGCACAUGCACGCUCUCGCCCUGGAGCAGAGGAGGGAGCACGAGCGCGCCCACAUGGAGGAGCGCGAGCGCCUCAACAUGCUGAGAGAGGACUACGAGCAUGGCCGCCUCCACCAUGCAAUGCACCAUCCGGCCCUGGACGGACACCUCCCCCACCCGGCCCAGGGCCUCAUGGCCCCCGGACUCCCAGGCAUGCACUACUCCAGGGUCAGCCCCUCGGCUGCAGCGAUGGCCGCUGCCGCCGCCGCCGCCCAUCAGAACGGCAUCAUGAACAAAACACCACCCACCGCCUCUCUGAGUGCCCCGCCCCCUCUCAUCCCCUCACUGGGGGCCCGGCCCGGCUCCCCCAGACGGACUACCCCCCUGGCCACAGAUAUCAGAGACAGAGCGGCUCACAAAGACAUCGAGGCCCGGUGAGCCUCAUCUCACUGAACUCCACUAAGCACUUAGCUUUGGGCAAAGCAAGACUGUAACAUAGCUGUGAAUAACUUAAGUGGGCAGAGACAUGCCCACACUACGAAAUGUUUUUGUAUAAAACUACAAAGAGACAGUAAUCAUGGAACAAAAAAAGAUUUUUCAAAGAUGUUUUCCCGGUUUGCUCCAGCUUUUUGUGUGCAUUCUCCCUCUUGUGACGCGGAGUAAGACUGAAGACUUUUGGAAUGUACUUUAGCACUGACAGACAGCAAAGUGUGUAGAUAAUAUGUACAGUCGCUGUGCUCACUCUUUAUGGAUUAAAAUCAUGGUACAAAUAUGCAAAAGGGUGUUUUGAAAGCUUUACUUUGAACACAUGUAAAUAGAGGAGUAUUACAGCAGUGAUUCAGAAUGUGCUUUUUGCUAUUUCCUUCAUUUUAUUUUGGUGGAUGCAAAUGUUGCAUUGUACCAGAAACCCCAUAUUCAACUAUGCAACAAAUGCCUGGGCUCCCUUUCUAAAAGCUCGCCUUCUCAUUACUACUGACUGUGUAACAAUACAGGACAACAAGCUGUAUUCUCUCCACAACUCAGACACACAGGUCCACGCAAACACAUCAAGCUUUAACCCAUUCAAAGGAACCAUUUGGAUUUAACAAAACGUUUUGAGAAUGACUUUUUCAAACAUGAUUAAUUGUGGUGACAAUCCUAGAAACAGCUAAUUCAAGUAAAACGAUUUAUAUUGUAAAAAGCCAGCAGCACAAAUGUUAACUCUUUUUCUCACUCAGUUCUAACCGGUGUUGUUCUGGGGAGAAUGCAGCACAUUAAACAUCACUACAGCACAUGUGUAAAGUACAUGUUUUGGAAAUAGGUUCUGUUGGUCAAACAGUGUAUUAAAGUGCUUUCCUGAGUUGUUGUACUUACAAAAUCAAAAGACAAAAAAGCAAGUCUAAACUAUGGACCGUUUGUUUCUAACGAGCAGAGAUCUAUUUUAGUAGUCCACUGAAGGUUUAGUUGUGCGCUUCAAACUCUGUGAUAUCAUGUCGUGCAGUGUUUUUUAAUCUAACAGAAAAAGGUCCACCGGAGCCAUAGUGGUUAGUCGAUGCAUAUUGCAAAAAGAUUGUUCAAUGACAUUUGUUUUGCUGUUACCCAUGUACAGGGAAAACAAGUGAAGUCUUUCUAGAUCAUGUACACAAAUGAGAAAAAAAUGAAGCGACUGAAUCUUCAGCAUGCUCCUCAUUUAAACUUGUGUUAUGUAAAUUGUGCCAUGUUAUUAAAAAAUGUGUACUAA